Molecule: messenger RNA, 2643 nt
Organism: Myripristis murdjan (pinecone soldierfish)
Lineage: Eukaryota; Metazoa; Chordata; Actinopteri; Holocentriformes; Holocentridae
Gene: gmpr2
Product: guanosine monophosphate reductase 2
Exons: 10
Coding region: 98-1144 (348 amino acids)
Biological process (GO): nucleotide metabolic process
Cellular component (GO): GMP reductase complex
Molecular function (GO): GMP reductase activity
Source: RefSeq, a predicted model, not a curated record
CUGUAAAACCUCCCGGCUCGGAUUCAAUCAGAGGAAGCUGCACUCCACAUAAACGCUGUCAUACAUCCCUGAAGUAGCGGCCCAACCUGUUGCCGGCAUGCCUCGCAUUGAGAAUGACAUCAAGCUCGACUUCAAGGAUGUGCUUCUGCGGCCGAAGAGGAGCACGCUCAAGUCUCGGAGUGAGGUAGACCUGAUGAGGAGCUUCACCUUUAGGAACUCCAAGGGCAGCUACAGAGGGAUCCCCAUCAUCGCUGCCAACAUGGACACUGUGGGGACCUUUGAGAUGGCCCUGGCCUUGCACCAGUUCACUCUCUUCACCACAAUCCACAAACAUUACUCUCUGGAUGACUGGAAGGAGUUUGCAGCAAAGCACCCAGAAUGCAUAGAGAGUGUGGCAGUGAGCACAGGGACCGGCGACUGCGACUUCGACAAGAUUUCGGCCAUCUUGGCUGCGGUGCCCCAGCUGCAGUACAUCUGUGUAGAUGUGGCUAACGGCUACUCCGAACACUUUGUCCACUUUGUCAAAGACGUCAGGCAGAAGUUCCCCUCACACACUAUCAUGGCGGGAAACGUGGUGACAGGAGAGAUGGUGGAGGAGCUGAUCCUGGCUGGUGCUGACAUCAUCAAAGUAGGCAUCGGACCAGGCUCUGUGUGCACCACUCGCAAGAAGACCGGGGUGGGUUACCCCCAGCUGAGCGCUGUGAUUGAGUGUGCAGAUGCAGCCCAUGGUUUGGGUGGCCACAUCAUCUCUGAUGGAGGGUGCACUUGCCCAGGAGAUGUCUCGAAGGCUUUCGGUGCGGGAGCAGACUUUGUGAUGCUAGGUGGUAUGCUGGCUGGCCACUCGGAGAGCGGGGGCAACGUCAUUGAGAAGAAUGGAAAGAAAUACAAGCUGUUCUAUGGGAUGAGCUCUGAUACAGCGAUGAAGAAACAUGCUGGGGGCGUGGCUGAGUACAGAGCCUCUGAAGGGAAGACAGUUGAAGUUCUUUACAAAGGACCGGUGGACGUGACGAUACGAGACAUCCUGGGUGGGGUUCGCUCCACCUGCACCUACGUGGGGGCAGCCAAGCUGAAGGAGCUGAGCCGCAGGACAACCUUCAUCAGGGUCACCCAGCAGCUCAACACUGUCUUCGGUAACGACAGCUAAGCCCCAGGCCGGUUCUGGGGCUUGCCUGGUUCACGUGUAAGGAUGAGUCUGCAACUUUUUUGUACCGGUUAGUCCAAGCACAUCAGGGUACGUGCUUGGUUGGAUGAAGUCUAAGUAAAGCAAGUAAACCUACACACCUACCUACAUGUUAGGCAUUUGUAUUUGCUGGCAGUGUUUUGUGCCACUUGCACCCUCAUCAAGUCGGGUUUGUGACCUGGCCUUAAAAAUGUCUAACCUGUAGAUAAGAGUGUGAGUUUACUUUACCUACUGAGUCUGCAACGCUGCUGUGUCUGACACUCAGAUGUCAGACACACACACACACACAUUUGUUACUUAUAGAUAAAAAAUUUGGUUUUAGCUUAUUUGACUAUCAGGUUCAAUGCAAGUUUGAGUUUUUGCACUCUAACUCUGAGUUGCUUUAACUCUUCAGAUGAUAUUUAUUUGAGGCAAGUCACAAACUGUUACCAGGAUCAGUGUGAUAAUGCCAGAGCUACUGCAACAUCACUCUCCAAUGUAGUCAGUUCCUGCUCUUGGCCUGCCUUCCACGUCUUAUCAUUCCAAUCUGAACUCUCUUUCAAGCUUAAUCUUUUCUUUUUCUUGCAUUCACUUUUGUUUUCCAGGCAUCUCAUCACACACCACAAACAGUAUAUCCAUUACAACAUAGUUCUGGACUGACAUUAUAAGCCUUUGUCACCCAAAACCAAAAUCCUUACAAAUGUCUUAAAUUGUUUAGAAAAACUAAACAUGUAUGCAACUUUAGUGGCCAUUACUGAGAUAGUUUAAUACUUUAAACAUUCACUGGUUAAGUUUUGCACUUUAAUGAUUUAUAUGUUUAAAUAGUAUUUUAUAUUCAGUUUCCCUUCACUACAAUGUUAAUGUUGAACUGUAUGAAAAUAUAAUAGAAACUUGACACAAUCUGACAAGCAACAGUGUUUGACACCACUGUGACAUGCACUGUCUCUAAUAUGUGUACUUUUACCUAAAUGUUUUAUUAAUUGGUAGGCCAUUUUACCUACCAAACUAAGGAGGAAUUAUGUUGGGAUCAUUGCAUUAAAAAAUUGUCAACAGAGGACAGUGUUAGACUACCUCUACAGUUGUAAACGGUUGUAAUCACAGUGAAAAUUUGUAUCCUUGGAUAUUUGCAGUUUUUCUGUCCUCAAGCUGCUCCAGAUGGAUACCAGAGUUCAUGUGGGUUUAGUUUAAGGAUAUACACAAAAUCGGUUAAUAUAGAUUCAUCAGUGGUUAUUAUGUGCUUAUACCUCUUGCUUACCAGUAUCAUUCACUGAAGAGAUUUUGUACGAUUUGGUAUGGUUUCCCUUCAUUCACUGUGUCUUUGUAGUUAUUAUCCCUUUUCAAACUUUUUUCUGUAUCAUUUUAUACUGACGUUACAUUGACGGUAAUUUUUAUGAAAGGUGGACCAUGGUCAAAUGAUACAUUCUGUUCUUGUGUUACUUCACAUGUGUUCAGUCUCAUCAUUAAUAAUAAAAAAAACAUUCCAU